AUGGCAACAUCGGAGUCAGAAAAGGAGCACAUUUUGACUAUAAAAUGUGUUGUAGUGGGAGAUGAACGUAUUGGUAAGUCGUGCUUUAUUGCACGGCUGUCAGGACACUCCUUUCGCAGCCACUACCGUCCCACUAUGGUCAACUUGACGUCGGUGAGAACAACGCGAGAGGGGCGACUCAUGCUCGUUGACUGUUGGGAUACUCCAGAUAAAAAGAUGCUCCUCCUGGCCAAUGAGAUCGCCUUUGUAGGUGCUCACCAUCUGCACAACAUUCGACUUCUGGCCUACCAGAACACUCACAUCUUUGCAGUCUGCUUCUCCGUGGUUAUGCCGCAGUCCUUCGAAAACGUGAGCACAAAGUGGAUGAAGGAGAUAAGAGAAUUGGGGCCACCGAACGCCUCUGUCAUUCUCAUCGGUCUACAGGGUGAUCUCAGAGGCGAUGAGGAGGUGAACAGUGCACUCCGCGAAUUGGGUCUCCAGAGCCCCACUCCCGAUGCGUGCGUUGCAUUAGCGGAGAGCAUUGGAGCUAUCAGGUACUUUGAAUGCUCCUCCAAAACGCAAACUGGAUUUUGCGAAGUCCUCGAAGUGCUGAAGAUGGCAGUUCCAGAACCUGUCCGCAUUGUUCGCCACGUCUCCGUUUCCUUUCCGAGUCGUGGAACAUUUACUGAUGUUAAUGUUAUCAAAAAGACCCGAAAAAGUCUACCUCGAACCACGGAGACUUGA
This is a messenger RNA of Hydatigera taeniaeformis, 723 nucleotides long. NCBI's taxonomy places the organism in Eukaryota, Metazoa, Platyhelminthes, Cestoda, Cyclophyllidea, Taeniidae. The record is from the annotation of a GenBank genome assembly.